AUGUGGGCCUUUUUGUCAGAGUGCAGGGCCGAGUGCCUGCAGGAUGACCUGGCCAGGGAGGGCCUGACAGCGCCUGAUGACGUCGCUAAUGUGCUGGACGAGGAUGGCUGGGGCGAGUUCUGGUCGAAGCUGCAGGGGGGGCAGAUCAAGAAGAAGGCCGCGUUCCGCAGGCUCAGGGGCCACCUGGGCCUGCCGCCGCUGCCAGCAAAUUCCCCCAGCCUGCCGCCGGGCGGCACGGGCGGCGCGGGCGGCGAGGGCGGCGCGGGCGGCCCGGGCGCCAAUGCGGCGCCGCGCUAA
This is a messenger RNA of Monoraphidium neglectum, 297 nucleotides long. RefSeq lists its product as hypothetical. Bases 1 to 297 code for a protein of 98 amino acids. The record is from RefSeq and is a predicted model, not a curated record. The transcript has a single exon. Lineage: Eukaryota; Viridiplantae; Chlorophyta; Chlorophyceae; Sphaeropleales; Selenastraceae.